GCCUUGCUCUUGCUGCCACCAUAAUCCCUGAGGGCCUCCCAGACUAAUAGAUUGCCAGAGCGAGGCCCCUCAUGGAGUCUUCUGCUCUCCUCCCUGCUCAGGUGUCGGGGAGCACCACCCGGGAGGCUCCCAGGGCUCUGUUCCUCUCCCGGGGCUCCGUCAUGUCGUGCUUCUCCCAGCUGUGGCACUCCAGCACUCCGGACUCUCCCACCAGCCCAACCCCUGCCUCUCCCGGUGAGAUCCCCAUCCCCAUCAGCCCCAUCGUGAGGCUGUCCCGCUGCGAGGUGUGCGACGACUGGAAGCGCAUCCUCCUCCUCUCCGCCCUCAUCAUCAUCCUCUUCUGCAUCAUCCUCUGGCCCGUCCAGUGCGCCCUCAAGACGGGCAACCUGCGCUGCUUCACCAGGACUGUGGCCAUGAGCAGGCCCGAGUACCUGCCCCCCAAACCCACCGAGGCGGCGGCGGCGGUGACACAACCCCCUUUCCAGUAG
This is a messenger RNA of Empidonax traillii (willow flycatcher), 488 nucleotides long. RefSeq names its product RING finger protein 223-like. The transcript has 3 exons. The coding region runs from base 72 to 488 and encodes 138 amino acids. The record is from RefSeq and is a predicted model, not a curated record. Lineage: Eukaryota; Metazoa; Chordata; Aves; Passeriformes; Tyrannidae.